AUGAGCUGUAGUCCUGAAUUUGGUGCAACUUUUGGAGUAUACGUAAAUGAGAUUGGUUUUGUUCAUGAAUUGACAGGUUCGAUUCCAAAUGAGAUGUUCAACAUCUCAACUCUAAGGGUAUUUGACCUUUCUGACAAUCAUUUAUCUGGCAUUCUUCCAUCAAAUAUGUGCCAUGGCCUACACAAUUUAGAAGAUAUUUCUCUUGCUGCGAAUGACUUCAGUGGAGUCAUACCUGCCUCUAUCUCAAACUGUUCGAAAUUGGCUACAAUAUCUCUUGGUGAUAACAAAUUUAGUGGUCGAAUUCCCAAUUCCAUUGGAAAUUUGAGACACCUCGAAUUAAUGUAUCUAUCUGCUAACAAUUUGACGAGUGAAUCUUCAUCUCCAGAAUUGAGCUUCUUCACUUCCCUCACAGGUUGCAUCUCUUUAAGGAUUAUCUGGGUGGCAAGCAAUCCAUUAAAUGGGAUUCUUCCGAGAUCCAUCGGAAAUCUUUCUAUUUCUGUUGAAUGGCUGGAUCUAGCGAACUGUGGAAUUAAGGGAAACAUUCCAGAUAGCAUUGGAAAUUUAAGCAAUUUAAGAUAUUUAAAUCCACGUAGCAAUAGCUUGACUGGCUCAAUUCCAACUACGAUAUGGGGUUUGCAAAAGCUUAUAGGAUUGGGUCUUCACAAUAAUUCCCUCACUGGUUCGCUCUCCGGUGAUCUCUGUGGUUUGCAGAGUUUGAAGUAUUUAUACCUAAGUCAAAAUCAGAUUAGCGGUUCAAUUCCAGGAUGUUUCAAUAAUCUUACAUCUUUGAGGUAUCUUGACAUAGCUUUCAAUAGAUUAACCUCUACUCUGCCAAUGAGCUUGUGGGAUCAUAAAGAUCUCGUGGUUGUCAACUUGUCAUCAAAUUUCUUGAGAGGACCUUUGGCUCCAGAGAUGGGAGAAUUAAAGUUUUUGACAACGUUAGACUUGUCAAACAAUCAGUUUUCAGGUAAAAUUCCCAGUACGAUAUGGAGUCUAGAGAGUUUGGACUAUCUCUCUUUAGCAAACAACAGCUUGCAAGGAUCCAUUCCGGACAACCUUUGA
Molecule: messenger RNA, 1062 nt
Organism: Coffea eugenioides
Lineage: Eukaryota; Viridiplantae; Streptophyta; Magnoliopsida; Gentianales; Rubiaceae
Product: receptor kinase-like protein Xa21
Exons: 1
Coding region: 1-1062 (353 amino acids)
Molecular function (GO): protein binding
Source: RefSeq, a predicted model, not a curated record